This is a messenger RNA of Penicillium salamii, 1218 nucleotides long. The record is from the annotation of a GenBank genome assembly. Lineage: Eukaryota; Fungi; Ascomycota; Eurotiomycetes; Eurotiales; Aspergillaceae.
AUGGCACAGACAUCCACGUCGACUUCCCUUGUGAAAAGCUUGUCAAGCCUGCCGACCGAGCUUGCACAUCAGAUUCUUGAUGAUCUGCGAGUCAAGGACAUCCUGAAACUACUUGCCUAUGACAAUGAGCGAGUCACUGCGUGUAUCGCAUCACAUCCAAUUUGUCGAGAAUUGUUCGACUUGACGUCUGACGAAAACAUCGCGAAGAUACGCUUUGCCGCCCAGUUCUACCGCGACCUGUUCAGAGAAGUGCACCCCCCACUGAGUGCGGAGGGUUGGCUGAAACAUCGUUGGCUUCCACCCAAUAUCCACUGCGUGGCGCCGAAAGAUGGCAAUUUGAUCCUGCCCGAGAUGCGAGACCAUAUUCACACUGAGCUCUAUCUACAUUGGCGAACACUAGAUUUGACCCAACUCGGUGCGCCUGACUACCCCGAGCUGAAUCACUGUUCGGCUCCGCCUCCUUGGAAUAGAUUCUCUUUCGAGAAUAUGAAGGAGCAAUGGGAGGAGAUCAAAAAAGCCAAGGCGGUUCUUUUCAAGAUGAGAUCCUCCGAGCUUGACUGGGCAUCGGAUAUGCUGGAGGCCAAUCCAGAUAUUUUGAAGCGGACACUCGAUCCACAUCAGGUGCGACGACCGAACACCACGCAUAUUGUAUCCAGGAUGCAGAAUGAUUCUGGGAAAAUAUUGCGUGCCUCCUCCGGGCACAAAUUUGUCCAAGCAGAGCAUUUCAAGUAUGAAUUCUUCGGAGUCAUCCCCUUUGACUCUGCACUGGUCGAAUUGUUGUCUUUGAUGGAGAAACAUGGUAUCGUCAAGGGUGACCAAAUAACGGCAAAUGCUGCCAUCAAAUCUGGCGCUGUAUCACAUCCAUCUUCAAUCCGAGAGUCAGCGGUCACUCUAGCUGAAGGAAUGUCUCAUUUUGACCCGUCAGCUCUAAUGACUGAUGAAAAGAGAGAGAAGAUGCGAGAAACGUCGAGAUUAUACUCCUUUGGAAGCCCUGAUGGUAUUGUGGUUCCUCGGACGGGCAACACCCCGUGGUCUGGAGAGCAAGAUUUGAUGAACGGUGUCAAGGUAGAAGGGCCCUAUUUCACACCGCACAAGAUCGGGUCGGAUUACAAUUUCCGGCGACCUGAGAUCUGCCGGUGGGACCCCCAUGGCGAUGGAGAGCGAAAAUGGUUGCAAGCGUUUGUGGACUUGUAUCGGUAUUUGAAAGGCUUGGAAUAA